This is a messenger RNA of Lymnaea stagnalis (great pond snail), 614 nucleotides long. Lineage: Eukaryota; Metazoa; Mollusca; Gastropoda; Lymnaeidae. The record is from the annotation of a GenBank genome assembly.
UUAACCAUGCAUAUUAGACACUUGCUGGGUGGAUGCACAGAAGAUUAUGUUGAACACAUAUACCAAGUUACUCUUUGAUAUAAUAAAAUUAUAUUCCUGUGCAUGUGGUUUGCAAGAGUUAGACGUUAAAAAACCACAUUUUUAAGUCAAUUAAAAGCACAAUGCCAGACAGGGAAAAAUUAAACAAUUGUGAAGUUGAGCGCUUGAAGCACGCUCUACAAACACAGUUAAUAUGAGCUUAACUGUAACCUACAUCCCCUUGAUGGCCUGACCCGUGCUGCUAGAGACAGUCUUCAAAAACUGGAAACUGAGUGGAGGAUGAAGAGCUCAGGUUAUAAGCAAAAUGGCUGCAUUGUUGCUAACUUGAUUCAUUGCAUUUCAAAAAUGAGGUAAGUAAGGUAACUUUAAGUUUAUCACUCUGUAAACAGUAUGUUUAAAAUAUUAAGUUGUAACAUAUUAAAUUUGUGUCAUUAGUUAUUUGCCAAUAUUUUAGUCUCAGGUAUAUUAAAGGAUCAGGUCAACCGGGAGGCUUCAUGGCAGUUUUGAAGAAAGAAAGAUUGAAACCUGGCAUCAUUAUUCGAUAUGUUGACAAUCGACUACAUGUAAUAUUCCAU